This is a messenger RNA of Cucumis sativus (cucumber), 3938 nucleotides long. Its product is annotated as putative disease resistance protein RGA3. The coding region runs from base 453 to 3695 and encodes 1080 amino acids. Gene Ontology annotation, molecular function: ADP binding. The transcript has a single exon. The record is from RefSeq and is a predicted model, not a curated record. NCBI's taxonomy places the organism in Eukaryota, Viridiplantae, Streptophyta, Magnoliopsida, Cucurbitales, Cucurbitaceae. Gene Ontology annotation, biological process: defense response to other organism.
CAUGCAAGAAUCGAGCAUUGAAGAUCAACGUAUGCUUCACAUGAUUGUUAUGGCAAUUUUUCUUAUGGUGCAAGUAGAAUGUUAAAAAUAAUUAUGUGAGAAUUGACCUUUUUCUUUUGCUUUCACUCUUUGCUGUUUGCUUUGUUGCUCCAUUGCACCUGAUGGUCGGUGACAAAUGGAGUAAGAAAGAUUUGAGAAUGAAUUGCACAAAUUGACGAAAGCAAAUUAAGAAGAAGAAAAGGCAGGAGAAAAAGAAAAAAUUCAGAGUCUGUUUUGUGACUUUGACUCAUGAUAAUGUAAGCAAAAGUGGAGCCAAAACCAUGCAUUAUGAGGUUUGAGAUUGGGUCUUUUAGUCAAUCAAUCUCUUUCAUGUUCGCCUCGAAGAGGGGACGUCGGUACAAAAAUCCAAAAUAUAUUUUAAUUGCAGACUUGAGAAACCAAGACAAGAAAAUAUGGCGGAUUUCCUAUGGAGCUUUGCUGUAGAUGAAGUGUUAAAGAAGACAGUGAAGCUUGUGGCAGAGCAAAUUGGCAUGUCAUGGGGGUUUAAGAAGGAUCUUUCAAAACUAAGGGACUCUUUACUAAUGGUAGAAGCCAUCCUACGUGAUGUUAACAGAAUCAAGGCAGAACAUCAAGCCUUGAGGCUAUGGGUGGAGAAGCUUGAACAUAUCGUUUUUGAAGCCGACGUUUUACUCGACGAGCUCUCUUACGAAGAUCUUCGACGCAAGGUGGACGCCAGGCCGGUACGUAGUUUCGUUUCAUCCUCCAAAAAUCCCCUUGUUUUUCGCCUCAAAAUGGCCAAUAAAAUUAAAGCUAUUGCUAAAAGGUUAGACGAGCAUUAUUGUGCAGCGAGUAUCAUGGGGCUUGUUGCUAUAACAUCCAAAGAAGUCGAGUCCGAACCUAGCCAAAUUCUAGAGACAGACUCGUUUCUUGAUGAGAUUGGAGUUAUAGGGAGGGAAGCUGAAGUAUUAGAGAUAGUGAAUAAACUACUUGAACUUAGCAAACAAGAAGCAGCUCUAUCUGUUUUACCAAUUGUUGGUAUAGGUGGACUAGGAAAAACAUCUUUGGCGAAGGCGAUAUUUCAUCAUGAAAUGAUAAGGGAGAAUUUCGAUAGAAUGAUAUGGGUGUGUGUGUCUGAACCUUUUGUUAUCAACAAGAUUUUAAGAGCAAUUUUGGAAACUCUUAAUGCUAAUUUUGGUGGAUUAGACAAUAAGGAAGCUUUACUUCAAGAGCUUCAAAAAUUGUUGAGGAACAAAAAGUAUUUUCUGGUGCUUGACGAUGUCUGGAAUGAAAAUCCUGAUCUGUGGAAUGAGUUAAGGGCUUGUUUGCUAAAGGCCAAUAAAAAAUUUGGAAGUGUUAUUGUUGUGACUACUAGGAGUGAUGAAGUUGCAAAUAUUGUGGAGACAAAUCAUCAAAGACAUCGUUUGAGAAAGUUAUCAAAUGAUUAUUGUUGGACUUUAUUUGAAAAAUGUGCAUUUGGAAGUGAUUUGCCAGUGACUCCAAGAGUUGAUCAUGUAAUCAGAGAAGAGCUUGUUAAAAGAUUUGGUGGCAUACCUUUGGUUGUGAAAGUGUUUGGAGGAAUGGUGAAAUUAGACAAGAAUAAAUGUUGUCAAGGAUUGCGAUCAACUUUGGAAAAUCUAAUCAUAAGUCCAUUACAAUAUGAAAAUAGUAUUUUAUCUACCAUAAAAUUAAGUGUGGACAGGCUGCCAUCAUCUUCAUUGAAGCAAUGUUUUGCCUAUUGUUCAAACUUUCCACGAGGCUUCUUAUUUAUAAGAGAACCACUUGUUCAAAUGUGGAUAGCACAAGGGUUUAUUCAUCUACCUAGUGGGAGCAAUGUAACGAUGGAGGAUAUUGGAGCAAACUACUUUAAUACUUUGUUGUCUCGCUCUUUGUUUCAAGAUGUCGUCAAAGAUGACAGAGAAAGAAUUCUGUAUUGCAAGAUGCACGAUGUUGUACAUGAUGUUGCAUGUGCUAUUUCAAAUGCUCAAAAAUUGAGACUGAGUGGCAAAUCUAAUGGAGACAAAGCUCUUUCGAUCGGUCAUGAAAUUAGAACACUUCAUUGCAGUGAAAAUGUUGUUGAACGGUUUCACCUGCCAACCUUUGAUAGUCAUGUAUUUCACAAUGAGAUCAGCAACUUCACCUACUUGUGCGUUUUAAUUAUUCAUUCAUGGUUUAUACAUCAACUGCCAGAUUCAAUUGCUAAGUUGAAGCAUUUAAGGUACCUCGACAUUUCACACUCUCUAAUAAGAACGCUUCCAGACUCUAUUGUUUCACUCUAUAAUCUGCAGACAUUGAGGCUUGGAAGUAAAAUUAUGCAUCUUCCUACAAAAUUGAGAAAAUUGGUCAAUUUAAGGCAUUUAGAAUUCUCUCUCUCAACUCAAACUAAACAAAUGCCUCAACAUCUGAGUCGAUUGCUUCAACUUCAAACGCUUUCGAGUUUUGUAGUCGGUUUCGACAAAGGAUGUAAGAUAGAGGAACUUGGACCACUGAAUAACCUUAAAGGUGAACUAAGCCUUUUCCAUCUUGAGCAUGUCAAAAGUAAAACCGAGGCUAUGGCUGCAAAUUUGGCAAUGAAGGAAAACAUUUCUGAUCUAUAUUUUCAAUGGAGUUUGUUAAGUGAAAGAGAAGAUUGUAGUAACAAUGAUUUGAAUGUGUUGGAAGGGCUUCGACCACACAAAAACCUUCAAGCCUUGAAAAUUGAAAACUUUGGAGGUGUUCUGCCUAAUGGCCUCUUUGUUGAAAAUUUGGUGGAGGUAAUUCUAUAUGAUUGCAAAAGAUGUGAAACUUUGCCAAUGUUGGGGCACUUAUCUAAGCUUGAAUUACUUCAUAUUCGUUGCUUAGAUAGUGUAAAAAGUAUUGGGGAUGAAUUUUAUGGGAACAAUAAUAGUUACCACAAUGAGUGGUCUUCAUUGUUAUUCCCUAAACUCAAGACCCUUCAUAUUUCCCAAAUGAAAAGUUUAGAGCUUUGGCAAGAAAUAGGGAGUUCAUCAAACUAUGGUGCGACCUUUCCUCAUCUUGAAAGCUUGAGCAUUGUUUGGUGUUCGAAAUUGAUGAAUAUUCCUAACCUUUUUCAAGUUCCUCCAAAGCUUCAAUCUCUCAAGAUUUUUUAUUGUGAAAAAUUGACAAAGUUACCACAUUGGUUAAAUCUCUGCAGCUCCAUUGAAAAUAUGGUCAUAUGCAAUUGUCCUAACGUUAACAAUAAUUCUCUUCCAAAUUUGAAAAGUAUGCCAAACUUGUCGUCCUUGAGCAUCCAAGCUUUCGAGAAGUUGCCGGAGGGGCUUGCCACCAUUCAUAACUUGAAAAGAUUGGAUGUUUAUGGGGAAUUGCAAGGUUUGGAUUGGAGUCCAUUCAUGUAUCUCAAUUCAUCGAUUGAAAUUCUUCGGUUGGUUAACACAGGAGUAAGUAAUUUACUUCUGCAACUUCCUCGACAACUUGAGUAUCUCACCGCUUUAAGAUCAUUGGAUAUCGAACGUUUUAGUGACAUUGAUUCUUUGCCAGAAUGGUUGGGAAACCUUACAUCUUUAGAGACGUUAAAUCUACGUUAUUGCAAAAAUUUGAAAAGUUUCCCUUCAAUAGAAGCCAUGUCUAAUCUCACCAAAUUAAGUCGUUUGGAAACUUAUGAAUGUUUCCAACUUAAACUCGACGAAGGUAGCUAUGAGCGGGCGAAAAUUGCGCAUGUACAUGAUAUUAGCUGCUAGCACUUCAGGUUUGUAACGACUAAAGUUUCACCUUUAAGAUCAUAAGUGAGGACAACUACUUCCAACGAACUUGUUUAUUAUCUUUUUUUUCUUCUUCUCAUUUUAUUAAUCUUGUAUUGUGUAUUUAGAUCUCAUUAUUGAGUUGAAUUGGAUCAACAAUUAAGCUUUUUAAUUUGUAACUGCCACUACUUUUUUAUUAGAUGUAUUUGUAAUUGUGAAUCAUUAUUUUUUUAAUUUGAGACU